CUCUCUUUUACUCCUCACGGUGCGGCGUGGAAUACCGUGCGCGCACUUGAAUCUCUCGCACCAAGUCGUCUUGUGGGACGGUCUCGUUUCCUAUGGCGCGUCGCUGUCUCUGCUGAGCUCUCAUGCUUUUUGCAGCCUAUGAUUGAACAGCCUGUAAUCGCCGAUGAUGAGUGUAGAGGUCCUGCUGUUGGUUAUCUUUGUGGGUGCGAUUGUCAGCUAUUUUCUACUGCGUCCACGUGGAAUCGGCGAGGACACUGGCGGCAUGACCAAGCUUGCACCGAUCGAAGACUGGGACCCGAUUGUCGCAUUGAAGAACUCAACCGUCGCGAUGCGAGCAGCCAGGGUAGGGGCACCAACCUUGAAGAGUCUAUGGCGGCUCAAAAAUCCAUUCGUGUCGGACUCGGUGGAGCUACAGCUCUCCUACCGCCAGGCCUUAUACAAGGCACUUGCCAAAGUCGACGAUAGUGCAUGGAGAGGCAUCGCUCGGGUGGUGGCCGAUGCCGUCAGACCUCUUCUUUUCCGAUGCACAGCUCCGGAUGGUGUCUGUAUCACCGCCGACCUGCGACAGGUCAGCCUCAAUACCUCUCUUGCCGCCGUUCUGAAGGCUCUCUUCAACAUUGACAACAUCGCUUGCGACAAACUGAGCUACGUGGGCUCGGAAAUCCAUCGCAUCACUACAGAGGGCAAGCGACACGCUCUAACAGCUGACGCAUCCAAGGACAUUCCCGAGGAUGUCCGGCGUUCGGCGGAUACCUUGAUUCAAGCCCUACAGGACGUAUUCAUUGACGCUGCAGUAUCGACGGAGCUGGCGGAGACGAUCCUAUACCGCGUCUCGGGCUCCCCGCCCCCCGAAGAGUUCAACCCGCUGAACCUGCUCCUCCCCGCCUUUGAAGCCCCAUGGCGAUCGAUCCUCUACACCCUCCUCGCAGCUCUACAGCCCGGCCCACGGAGCCCAGAAUACGCCCUGACAUUGCGAAAUCGGCCGCCGGACCGUUCCCCAGACCCUCAGUCGUUAGCCAUCGCAUAUGAGUCCCUCCGCCUCUACCCGCCCAUCCGCCGCAUCAGCCGGGUUUUAAAAAUCCAUCGAUAUCGAAGCGAUCCAGCGGGACCCAUCGACCUGGGGCGCGACCGCGCAACAAUUUGACCCCGGGCGGUUUCUCACGCCCGACGGACAACAGAUCCGAUCGUCCUUGGUCGGAUCACAGCAAUUCGCCUGGAUUCCGUUCGCAAUCGGAACGAUGAAGUGCCCGUCCGCUCGGGUGUUUUCAGUCCGGAUGAUUGUUGUUGUCGUGGGCGAGAUUCUGCGGCAGUUGUUCCCGGACGACACCCCUAUGGAGUGGGAUUUGGAUGGGGAGGAGUGG
Messenger RNA from Aspergillus japonicus CBS 114.51, 1361 nucleotides. RefSeq lists its product as uncharacterized. The coding region runs from base 164 to 1144 and encodes 326 amino acids. Lineage: Eukaryota; Fungi; Ascomycota; Eurotiomycetes; Eurotiales; Aspergillaceae. The record is from RefSeq and is a predicted model, not a curated record. The transcript has a single exon.